Molecule: messenger RNA, 1234 nt
Organism: Ochotona curzoniae (black-lipped pika)
Lineage: Eukaryota; Metazoa; Chordata; Mammalia; Lagomorpha; Ochotonidae
Gene: ZNHIT2
Product: zinc finger HIT-type containing 2
Exons: 1
Coding region: 5-1186 (393 amino acids)
Source: RefSeq, a predicted model, not a curated record
UGCCAUGGAGCCGGCCGGGCCGUGCGGCUUCUGCCCGGUGGGCGAGACUCGGCCUGCCCGCUACACCUGCCCGCGCUGCAACGUGCCCUACUGCUCGCUGACCUGCUACCGGGCGCACGGCUCCUGCGCCGAGGACUUCUACCGCGACCAGGUGCUGGGCGAACUCCGCGGCCGCAGCGCCUCCCCCAGCCGCCUGGCCAGCGCCCUGCGUCGGCUGCGUCAACAACGCGAGGCCGAGGACGAGCCCGAGGAAGUCGGCCUCAGCCCGGGCUCGGCGCCCGGCGGCCUGACGGGACUCUGGGAGCGCCUGGCGCCCGCCGAGAAGGCCACCUUCGAGCGGCUGCUGAGCCGAGGCGAGGCCGGGCGCCUGCUGCCCCCGUGGCGGCCGUGGUGGUGGGGAGAUGGCCGCGAGGACGGACGUCGGCUCCUGGAGGAGGUGGAGGAGGCGGCGGGGCCGGGGCCUGAGGACGGGCCGGGGCCUGGGGACGAGCCUGCGCCUGGGGACGAGCCUGGGGACCAGCCUGCGCCCUGCCCGGUGCCCCCCGUGCCCGCCCGCAUCCCGGCGCUGGCCAGCCUGAGCCGCGGCCCGGCCUCGCCGCUCGUGCGCUUCCAGCUGCCCAACGUGCUGUUCGCCUACGCGCACGCCCUGGCCCUGUACCACGGGGGCGACGACGCCGCGCUGCUGCCCGACCUGGGCGCCACCCUGCUCGGUGUGUCGGGGGCCCUGGGCGCCCAGCAAGUCUUCUCCUCCUGCGAGGAAGCCCUGCAAGCCGCCGCCCACGUGCUGGAAGCCGGCGAGCACCCACCGGGGCCGCUGGGCACUCGGGGUGCCAUGCAAGAGGCCGCCCGCAUCCUGCUGGGCCGUGGCCAGGCUCAGCAAAAAAGCUACACGCUGGCAGCCCUGGGGCACCUGGCCCAGACCCUCGGCCGCGCCCGCACGCGGACCGCGGACCCCCAGGAGCGCGAGCGCCUCUACCGCGCCCGGAAGAAGUGCCAGUACCUGCUGGCCUGGACCAACGAGAACGAGGCGGCCCUCACGCCCCUGGCCCUGGACUGUGCCCGUGCCUACCGAGCCCACGCGGCGGCGGCCGAGGAAGUGGCCGCGCUCACCGGCGAGCUGGAGCGGCUCUGGGGCGGCCCUGUGCCACCUGCGCCCAGGACACUCAUCCAAGAGCUCCCUGGCUGAAGGCGGGCGUGGGGAUCGCCAGGCCGGGAAUAAAGCUGUGCUAAGUCA